AUGUUGGUGGGUGACCCUGAGAGAGGUGCCGGGCCAGCGUCCCCCGUGGCCCCAUGGAGCCGAGAAGGGGUGCUGAGUCUCUAUCAGGCUCUGCUGCCAGGGCGAGAGCUUCAAUACACUGAUUGAGACUUCUACUUUGCCUCCAUCCACCAUGAGUUCCGGAAAAAUCAGAAGCUGGAAGAUCCUGAGGCCCGAGAGAAGCAGCUGGAGAAGGGCCUUGUCUUCCUCCACAGCAAACUAGGGGGACUUAUUUAG
Molecule: messenger RNA, 255 nt
Organism: Sciurus carolinensis (gray squirrel)
Lineage: Eukaryota; Metazoa; Chordata; Mammalia; Rodentia; Sciuridae
Product: MIEF1 upstream open reading frame protein-like
Source: RefSeq, a predicted model, not a curated record